Messenger RNA from Protobothrops mucrosquamatus (brown spotted pit viper), 2334 nucleotides. RefSeq names its product NTPase KAP family P-loop domain-containing protein 1-like. Bases 1 to 2334 code for a protein of 777 amino acids. NCBI's taxonomy places the organism in Eukaryota, Metazoa, Chordata, Lepidosauria, Squamata, Viperidae. The record is from RefSeq and is a predicted model, not a curated record. The transcript is spliced from 3 exons.
AUGAAGGGAAUGGCGGACAACGGCUACCUGUACCUCAAUCGUAUAAUGACCCUUCCGUUCUCCAUACCAGAAAUAGCCAUCGAGUCCAAGAGGAAGAGUUUGCAGGACACCUUGACGAAACUGGAAGUUCUGAUCAGUACAGGGAACCUAGAAGAGGCCAACAAUUCAGAGAGCCAAAAGCAGAUCGAUGCACUGGCAUCCCAGUAUAUCCAUGAUGCUUUCCAAUACUUGCAAGAUGAAAACAAUUGUCUCUACCAUUAUGUCCCAGAUAACAUUAACCAGAUGACGAGGAUCGGCAACACCAUCAUUCUUAUGAUCAGGUUGAUGACUCAACAGCACCUCCUCAGGAACAAGCGCUGUAUCCAGAAUGUGGCCGGUUGGGUGGUGUUGGCCAACCAGUGGCCGUGUCGCUUGAGUUGGAUCCUCCAAUGCGUUGAAGACAAGUUGCAAUGCAUUGAAGACAAGUUGCACAGCGGUUAUGAGAAGAAGUUGAUGUGGGCCGUCUUUGUGGAGACUUGUCCUGAGCUGUUCUCCAAGCAAAAAGCACUCCAGAACCUCAUGGCCUUGGAUGGCGACCCUGAACUUUUUGAGAAUUUCUUGUCCGAUCACCAGAGCGGGGAAGACGUUUAUUGCAGCUCUUUAGUGAAGAUAUUGUGCCAAACCCCAACCCCAGUCACUGUGGGCUUCUGUUCACCAUACAAAAUACGCCUUCGCUUUCUACUGGACAAGAUUCAACAAAGUAUAAAAGAAUCCAUCCAAAAGGAAGAAAAAGAAUUCAGCAGGACUCGUGAGAGGUCCCAAGUCCCCAAAGGAAUAAACUACCUGAUCCUCCUCUGGUACAUCAUCUUCUACCAACCAGUCAUCACCGAGAAGCACCACAAAAGAAAAAACUUCAACUUCGUCUUCAUACAGUUCAGCGCCUGGGAGUAUGCAUGCAGCAACCAGUUGUGGGCUGGGUUGAUCACCACCCUGUGUGACCAUAUCCGCAAGCACUUCGGUCCCCUUCCCCUGAGUUUCUACCAAGUGGUAGGAAGCAAUCCAGAAUUAGACUUACAAGCCAACCAAGAGUGGAGGCUUAAAAAGAAAACGUGCUGCAUGGCAGUAGAACUCCUGCUGAUUGUCUUCCUAACUGUUGCAGGCCUGGCUACUGUCUUCUUCCUUGUGCCAGAUAUAAGGAAUGGCACAUUCUUGAAGUACCUUGGUAGCAGCAUUGCUGCCAUUUUGGGCUCAGGGUUCAUCAUAGCCAUCGCUCCUGUCAUCAAGAACUUGAUCAUCACCCAGAAGAAGAAGAUCGAGAGCAUGACCAGCGAUGAGAAGUUCACCAAAAAUUUAGGUUUCAGGAGUGCAAUGAAGAGAGAGAUUGAGGUCCUCACCAACUUUAUACGCUACAUGGAGAUCUUUGACCGUCAGCACUUGAAGAUUGUUAUUGAGAUCACAUCUUUAGAUAUAUGCUACCCUGAUCAGGUGGUCGGGGUGUUGAAUGCCAUCCACACGCUCCUUUCCGAUAAGGAUUCUCCCUUCAUCUUCAUCCUGGUGGUUGAUCCCUGCAUCAUCGUUUCUUGCUUGGAGCAGGCUAGCAGCAUGAAGGGAAUGGCGGACAACGGCUAUCUGUACCUCAACCGCAUGGUGACCCUUCCGUUCUCCAUACCAGAAAUCGCCAUCUUCUCCAAAAUGCAGAGUUUGCAGCACACCUUGGAGAGUCUGGAAGUUCUGAUCACUACAAAGAACCUGGAAGUGAGCAAAGAUUUAGAGAGUCAAAAGCAGAUCGAUGCACUGGCAUCCAAGUACAUCCGUGAAGCUUUCCAAUACUUGCAAGAUGAAAAGGAUUGUCUCUACCAUUAUGUCCCAAAUAACAUUACCCAGAUGCGGAGGAUUGGCAACACCAUCAUUCUUAUGAUCAGGUUGAUGGCUCAACAGCACCUGCUGAGGAAUAACCACUGUGCCCGGAAUGUGGUCGGUUGGGUACUGUUGGCCAAUGAGUGGCCGUGUUGCUUGAGUUGGAUCCUCCAGUGCAUGGAAGACAAGCAGCAGUGUCAACCGCCCAAUGGUUAUGAGAAGACGUUGAUGUGGGACGUCUUCAAGGACACUCGUUCUGAGCUGUUCUCCAAGCAAAAAGAACUCAAGAAUAUCAUGGCCUUGGAUGACGACCCUGAACUUUUUGAAAGAUUCUUGUCCGUUGAUUUUCGCUUCACCGUACAAGAAGGCAAUAAAUUCCUGAAGUAUACUGUCAACUUAGACUGUUCCAUAAAACGUAAGAUGGGACAGCUGCGGGCUCUGGGUAUUCUGGAGAAGAACUACAGCAAAGGUGGAGCAAAUUCAGAGAAGAGGGCUUAG